Molecule: messenger RNA, 1709 nt
Organism: Cryptococcus deneoformans JEC21
Lineage: Eukaryota; Fungi; Basidiomycota; Tremellomycetes; Tremellales; Cryptococcaceae
Product: expressed protein
Exons: 14
Coding region: 214-1575 (453 amino acids)
Molecular function (GO): catalytic activity
Source: RefSeq, a predicted model, not a curated record
GCCAUCUCUGAGAUCCGAUCCGGGUGAUCUAUAUUUAUUUAAACGACAUCGUUCGUGUUCUCGUCGCCUUGUUCUCUCGUUUCACAUCUGCCCCCCGGCCUUUCAGACACCAUCGCUGCAGUAUUUCUUUGGUGUAUAUCUGCCCCAUAGUUGGUACGUAGUGAACCACACGCAUUCUGUCCGUCUACAAAACAUAUCUACUCUCAUAGACACAUGUUACGUAUGGCUUUCUUCAGGAUUCAACCCUUGCAUUUUGGCAAGACUUUAUUAGCACGAUCCGGUGUGCAACAUUACGCAUCCUCAGUAUCACGCCUGCGAGGCUUCUCUACUCCAGCCAUUGUGAAUGAUGAUAGGCCACUCGCUGGUAUCAAGGUUGUAGACUUGACAAGGAUUCUUGCUGGGCCGCUUGCCACAAUGAUGCUUUCUGAUCUUGGGGCCGAUGUCAUUAAGAUUGAAUCGCCUAAGAACGGUGAUGACACACGCUCAUGGCUCCCUCCUUCUGCCCCAGUCCCACCUGAGGGUUAUCCAAGGCCUGAUCUUCCUCCUGAAUCCGCCUACUUUUUGCAAGCCAAUAGAAACAAGCGAUCUCUGACGCUUAACCUCAAAUCUGCAGAAGGACAAAAAAUCAUCAAAAAAUUGAUCGAAAAAGCAGAUGUACUCGUAGAAAAUUACGUCCCAGGAAAACUCAAAAAAUUCGGUCUCUCAUGGGAAGAAGUGAAAGAAAUGAAUCCCCGGUUAAUCUAUUGCUCCAUUACAGGAUAUGGAUCAACCGGACCUUAUUCUCAGUCACCGGGAUACGACGUUGUUAUUGAAGCUGAAGCAGGACUAAUGCAUAUCACGGGAGAGAAAGGCGGUAAACCUGUCAAGGUUGGGGUGGCGGUCACAGACGUCCUGACUGGGCACCAUGCACAGUCCGGUAUUUUGGCAGCUCUUUUGAAGCGUCAGAAGACAGGGAAAGGCUCUCGCGUUGAGUGUAGUCUGUUUGAAAGUCAGAUUGCUUCUCUCUGCAAUAUAGGUGCCAAUUAUCUCAUUGCGGGAGAAGAAGCUACCCGUUGGGGCACAUCGCACCCCUCCAUAGUCCCUUACCAAGUGUUUCCCACGAAGGAUUCUUUUAUAAUGCUCUCGGCUGGCAAUGAUUCCCAAUUCGCGAUUCUUUGCUCGUCUGCCGUGCUUAACAAGCCUGAUUGGUUAAAUGACGACCGAUUUUCUAGUAACCGUAAGAGAGUGGAGCACAGAGAUGUCAUGAUCGCACUUAUUGAGGAAGUUCUCUCUGAAAAAACAACCGAGGAAUGGUGCCAGAAACUCGUAGGAAAAGGACUACCGUUUGCACCAAUCAACAAUAUCGCUCAAACAUUCUCGCAUCCACAAGCUAUAGCGAGAGAGGUAGUAGAAGAAGUGAUUCAUCCUCGGGCUGGUAAGAUCAAGCUUGCAGCACCAGCCGUCACAUAUGAUGGUAGCAAACCGAAGUUGUAUCGCCCACCGCCGUACUUGGGUGAACAUACUGAGGAAGUCUUAACAGAACUCGGCUGCAGCUCGGGUGAAAUAAAGAAGAUGAAGUUGGACGGCGUUAUAUGACUGCCUCAUUCGGUCAUGUAACGUCAGAAUGCAUCGCGGUCAGCCCUUGGCUUACUAGUUACUGGACAAUUGGAAGUUGAAAGCUACCUAUGGUGCACGGAUCACCAUCUGAUGGAGGCUAACCAUCAUACUCA